AUGCGUUUGGAUCCACAACUGAUCCAUUUAGCAAAUUCAAAAAUUCCUCCUCCAUCUGAUGGCUCUCUCUUUGAAGAUUGCUUUGUGAAGGAAAUCAACAAGUGGGACUUCUAUCAGCGUCAAUACAAGCCAUAUUUCCUGCACCUCUACAUUAGAGAGCUCUUCAGACUGAAGACUCGUCAUUUGAGGUGUCUACGUUAUUCAGAAAAUGUAACAUUAACCCCGGAUACCAGAGAAGAACACCUAUGGUGGUUACAACAUAACCAGUCCUGGAAUGGCAAAGCCAUCUUCAAUUCAAUACCGGACAUGAUUAUAGAAUCAGUUGCCAGUCUCCUAGGCUGGGGAGCUCAUUACAGAUCACUUUCCACAGGAGGGAAGUGGUCCGUAGAAGAAUCUUCUUUCCAUAUCAACUGCUUUGAACUAUUGGCCGGAUUUUUUGCCCUCAAGAGUUUUGCGAGGGACAAAUCACACUGCUGUAUUCUUCUGAGGAUGGACAACAUCGCAGCAGUGCAAUAUGUCAAUCGCCUUGGAGGCACCAAGUCAGAAUGUCUGGCCACCAUUGCCAAACAAUUUUGGCAUUUUUGCCUAGAAAAAGACAUCAUUCUCAAGGCAGAAUAUCUUCCAGGUCUGUCCAAUUCCAUUGCAGACUGGAAUUCCCGCUAUCUGAACGACAACACCGACAUGUCCAUGAAAAACAAACCUUAUGUCUACGACCGUGUGUUCGCAUCAAACACAACCCAAGAGCAAGUUUACAACGCCUGUGCAAAAGCUAUUGUUAAAGAUGUACUUGAAGGAUAUAAUGGUACCAUAUUUGCUUAUGGACAGACAUCAUCUGGAAAGACCCACACUAUGGAGGGGAAGCUGCACGAUCCAGAUGGAAUGGGAAUUAUUCCCAGAAUAGUUCAGGAUAUAUUUAAUUACAUUUACUCCAUGGAUGAGAACCUGGAGUUUCAUAUAAAGGUGUCUUAUUUUGAAAUCUAUUUGGACAAGAUAAGAGAUUUGCUGGAUGUGUCAAAAACAAAUCUUUCUGUCCAUGAAGACAAAAAUAGAGUGCCGUAUGUAAAGGGUUGUACUGAACGUUUUGUAUGUAGUCCUGAAGAAGUUAUGGAUACUAUAGAUGAAGGAAAAUCUAACAGACAUGUAGCUGUGACAAAUAUGAAUGAACACAGUUCUAGAAGUCACAGCAUUUUUUUAAUAAAUGUCAAGCAAGAAAAUACACAAACGGAGCAAAAGCUAAGUGGUAAACUUUUCCUGGUGGAUUUGGCAGGUAGUGAAAAGGUUAGUAAAACUGGAGCUGAAGGUGCGGUGUUGGAUGAAGCAAAAAACAUUAAUAAGUCCUUGUCAUCUCUUGGCAAUGUCAUCUCAGCCCUGGCAGAAGGAAAUGUCUAUAUUCCAUAUCGUGAUAGUAAAAUGACCCGAAUCCUCCAAGAUUCCCUGGGAGGAAAUUGCAGAACCACUAUUGUAAUUUGCUGUUCACCGUCCUCUUAUAAUGAAGCAGAGACAAAGUCUACACUUUUGUUUGGGCAAAGAGCAAAGACCAUCAAGAAUACUGUGUGUGUCAAUGUGGAGCUCACUGCUGAGCAGUGGAAGAAGAAAUAUGAGAAAGAAAAAGAAAAAACAAAGUCUCUGCGAAAUACUGUGCAGUGGCUUGAAAAUGAGCUCGCUCGAUGGCGUAAAGGUGAAACUGUACCAGUUGAUGAGCAGUUCGAUAAGGAAAAGGCCAACAUGGAUGCAUUUGUAGUGGAUACUGUGGUAGCCAAUGACAAGCCUGCUGUCACACUUGCUGCUAAUUUUACGGAUGCUGAGAGAAGGAAAUGUGAAGAUGAGGUUACAAAGCUAUACAAGCAACUAGAUGACAAGGAUGAAGAGAUCAAUCAGCAGAGUCAGUUGGUAGAGAAAUUAAAACAGCAGAUGUUGGAUCAAGAAGAGCUUUUGGCUUCCACAAGACGGGACCAGGAUAAUAUGCAAGCAGAGUUAAAUCGUCUACAGGCCGAAAACGAUGCUUCCAAAGAGGAAGUGAAAGAAGUGCUACAAGCCUUGGAGGAACUGGCUGUCAAUUAUGAUCAGAAGUCACAAGAGGUGGAGGACAAAGCUAAGGAGUACGAGAGUCUAAGUGAAGAGCUCAACCAGAAAUCGGUAAUUUUGUCCAGUUUAGACUCUGAACUCCAGAAACUGAAAGAGAUGACUAACCAUCAGAAGAAAAGGGCCACAGAGAUGAUGACCUCUUUACUAAAGGAUCUGGCGGAGAUUGGCAUAGCAGUAGGAAACAACGAUUCAAAGCAACCUGAAGUGAGUGGUAUGAUCGAUGAGGAGUUCACAGUUGCCAGACUGUACAUUAGUAAAAUGAAGUCUGAAGUGAAGACCAUGGUAAAACGCUGCAAACAGCUGGAGGGCACUCAGACCGAGAGCAACAAGAAAAUGGAGGAGAAUGAGAAGGAACUUGCUGCAUGCCAGCUUCGGAUCUCCCAGCAUGAAGCAAAGAUCAAGUCGCUGACAGAAUAUGUUCAGAACCUAGAGCAGAAGAAAAGGCAAAUGGAGGAGUCUGUAGAUUCUCUGAAUGAGGAGCUUGUCAAGCUGCGGGCACAGGAAAAAGUUCAUGAAAUGGAGAAGGAGCACUUAAAUAAAGUACAGACUGCCAAUGAAGUUAAGCACGCUGUGGAGCAACAGAUUCAAAGUCAUCGGGAAACUCAUCAUAAGCAGCUGAGCAGUCUGAGGGAUGAGAUUGAUGCUAAGGAGAAGGUCAUCACCGAUCUCCAAGACCAAAACCAGAAGAUGAUGCUUGAGCAAGAAAGACUGAAGGUGGAGCAUGAAAAAUUAAAGCUUGCUGAUCAGGAGAAAAGCAAAAAGUUGCAUGAUUUCACGGUAAUGCAGGACAGAAGAGAACAAGCACGCCAGGAUCUGAAGGGACUUGAAGAGACAGUGGCUAAGGAGCUCCAAACCCUGCAUAACCUCAGGAAGCUAUUCGUUCAAGAUUUGACAACUAGAGUUAAAAAGAGUGCCGAAAUGGACUCUGAUGAUACUGGGGGGAGCGCUGCACAGAAGCAGAAGAUCUCCUUUCUGGAAAAUAACCUUGAGCAGCUCACCAAGGUCCAUAAACAGCUGGUACGUGAUAAUGCAGAUCUGCGUUGUGAGCUUCCAAAGCUGGAAAAACGGCUUAGAGCUACAGCUGAACGAGUUAAAGCCUUGGAGUCUGCUCUAAAAGAAGCCAAAGAAAAUGCAUCUCGUGAUAGGAAACGGUAUCAACAGGAGGUUGAUCGUAUUAAAGAAGCUGUAAGAUCCAAGAAUAUGGCAAGAAGGGGACAUUCUGCACAGAUCGCUAAACCUAUCCGUCCCGGUCAGCACCCAGCGGCCUCACCAACGCAUCCAAAUGCAAUUCGCGUCGGCACUGUAUUCCCUCAGAAUAAUCAGCCAGUUGCUAUCCGUGGAGGAAGUGCUAAGCAAGACAAAAUUUGCUGAAGGAUCACGGAAGUAUCGACCGCAUUAAGCACAGUCAUGUGGUGAUCAUAACUGGGGUUCACUUUGGGGAUUGUAGGAUUGUUUUUGAAAUUGUAAUUUAUAUCUGGCCUGUACAGCUUUUCUUUUCUCCCGAUGUUUUUUUUUUUUUUUUGCAAACAUUAUUAUUUUUUUUUAAUUUGCAUCAAAAAAGAAAUCUAAAAAAUUAGAGUGCAAUUUUGAUGUAUUUGCAUAUGAUAUGUAAUUUAAUAGCUCCAUCUAUUGCACAGUUUGUUCUCCAUGUCUUAAAUAUAGUCUGCACUGUGCCAAGUCUGAAUGUACAUUACUGGUCGAGUAGAACCUAGUUACAUUUAUGUAAAUCUUCAUCAUAGGGACAUGGAGAAAACUUUAACGGUUUAAUACACUUCCAGGUUAACCUUUUACAGUACGUUACGAGCCUACUGCGUUAUUAUACAAGGACGGUAGGCGACUUAUGAAGUGACUUAACAUCGAUGCUACAAUAAAAUACUGUAGAUUGUAUAGUGUCUAGCUACUAAAGUGUGCUUUAUUAUACCGGCCACUGGGCUGAAAUCUUUACUACCAAAUAAUCGUAAGAUUUCAGCAUACUCAAGGCUGCUCUACCCCUCUGUGGUGGAAAACCUGCUGCCAUGUGGUUGUCAUUUUACAUAAUGUAUAGGAACAAGAUGCAGGAGGAAAACUUUUAUAUACAAGACUGUGGGGUUCUCUGUUGAGAGACUGUCCUGUUUAUGUGCGAAAACAUUCUGCUUUAUCCUGUUAAUAAAUGUGUAUGGGAUCAUCCAGACCUUAUUACUGUAAAACAAAGCUUGCACUGUGUUGUGUGUUGUUUUUUUUUGUUUUGUUUUUGUUUUGUAAUGUAUGUUUAAUUUACUCUUUAUGCCACUUUAGAUAAUCCUUUGUAGAUUUAAACUAUAUACAUUCCUUGCAGUAGUGCUUUCAUGGAAUGGUUACAUAUUUACAUGCACUGGAAAAGCAUUGUUUAUAAAGGAAUAACGCUCUAUUCCGCUCCCCUUUUCCCCCUAUCCAGCAAGUAAUGUGUGUCCCAAUGCCAGUAUGUAACUAGCAUCUGGUGUAAGGAAAGCAUACAGGUCUUUAAAGGGGUACUCCAAUGCUCAGCGUUUGGAACAAACUGUUCCGAACGCUGGAGCCGGCGCUGGGAGCUUGUGAUGUCAUAGCUCCGCCCCACAUGACUGCCACGCCCCCUUCCCAUAGACUUGCACUGAGGUGGUGGGGGUGUGACAUCAUGAGGGGGCGGGGCGAUUGUCACGAGCUCCUGGCGCUGGCUCCAGCGUUCGGAACAGUUUGUUCCAAACGCUGAGCAGUGGAGUACCCCUUUAAAGAGGGUACUGUCAGCCUUCCUGGCAUAAAGUGGUAUGGGGGAUACAAGUAUUUACAAUUCUGGACCAUGUGAACUCAUAACUAUACUUUGUGUUUCUCUGUUGUUCCUCCUGUAAUAAAAUAUUUUGUAGGCACUUUCUGUUGACACAAAUUGGUCAUGCCCAGUUGCCAAUUUAGAUCUCUAGUCAUCCUGGAAAUAUGUGAAUCAGUCAGUGUCUCUCCUCUUGGAACUGUAACACUCAUACAUUUCUUGGGACUUUGCAUUGUACUAUUUAGUCCUCUUGGAUGUGUAUGAAUAAAUAGACAAUGGGGCAUGACGAAUCUCUGGUGACAGUCUAGAAUUGUAACACUUAGUAGACCAUACAGUUAUACAUUUCCUGGAGGGAUAACAGAGGAACAAUAAUAUAUGGUUAUGAGAAUAAUGGUUUAAAUUGUUUAAUUGACGCAUGCUCUCUGAAUAAUAAAAAAUAGAUUUGAGUGUAAAAUUAUUUUUACUUAAAGGGGUACUCCACUGGCUGUGCGCGCGCUGCGGGGGUCGGCCAUGCCUCCUCAUGCAUGACGUCACGCCACGUCCCCGCGUGACAUCACACCCCAUCAAUGCAAGUUCCAUAGACUUGCAUUGAGGAGAUGUGGCGGGACGUCACGAGGGGUGUGGUCGACCCCUGCAGCGUGCACACAGGGUUCAGAACUAAAUGAUCCAAACGCUGGCUAGUGGAGUACCCUUUUAAAAUUUGGUAGAAUUAUAUAUAUAUUUUUUUUAAGGAUUUCAUGGGUUUUUGCAUUCUACCUCCUGAAUUGAUCUGAUGUUCUCAUGCAGUUAUACAUAGAAUAUACUUUAACUUUUUUUUUUUUUUUUUUUUCCCCCACAAACAGAGCUAAAAGUGAAGACCUAGAAUACUAGGGGAGCUUUCAUCCUAUCCAUUAUAAUCCUUGGAUUACUUAAAGGGGUUAUCCAGGAAAAAACGUUAUAUGUAUAUAUGUGUAUAUAUAUAUGUAUAUAUGUGUAUAUAUGUAUAUAUAUAUAUAUAUACACAUACAUAACUGCCUCCAGAAAGUUAAACAAACAGAAGUUAAGGUUGUUCUUUUCUGUCUAAGUGCUCUCUGAUGACACGUGUCUCUGGAACCGCCCAGUUUAGAAGCAAAUCCCCAUAGCAAACCUAUUCUAAACUGGGCGGUUCCUGAGACACGUGUCAUCAGAGAGCACUUAGACAGAAAAGAACAACCUUAACUUCAGAAGCUCAUAAGUACUGAAAGGAUUAAGAUUUUUUAAUAGAAGUAAUUUGCAAAUCUGUUUAACUUUCUGGAGCCAGUUGAUAUAUAAAAAAAAAAAUGUUUUAGUGGAUAACCCCUUUAAUAUAAUUGCAUAAGCUAGUAUGUACUGAAGUAGACUGGUAAUAGCUUUAUACUAGCUGCAGUUACUGGUAAAGUUUACAUCAUUCCUUGUUGGAAGCCGCCAGCUUUGAAUUAUACUUGGUGCUGCUGGAUAACACAUACACUCCGGAGCUUUUCUUUUUUCUAUAAAAUGCAUGAUAGAUCAACACUAAUCCCUUUCCUGUUUUUUCAUGGCCUCAGGCAGUACAUAAGUCAUUUGUUUCCCAAUCAGGGUGCCUCCAGCUGUUGCAAAACUACAACUCCCAACAUUCCAAAGGCUGUCCGAGCAUGCUGGAAGUUGUAGUUUUGCAACAGCUGGACGCACCCUGGUUGGGAAACCCUGGCAUAAGUAGUCUAGUAAUUUUUAAAAUGUCUGUCACAGCCGAAACACUGGUACUCUGGGACUUGUGGCCAUAGUAUGGACAAAAAAAAGUGUGUGAACCCAGCCUUAUUCAAAUAAGUUUUACUUUUUUGGGGCUGAACUAAUAUACAUGUAUUAAACUGCAACUUGUAGAACCAGUGACCAGUGUAGAUCAAUGCCAGGCUGGGCACUGAAAGCCAAAAGCAUUUUUUGAGAAUUGUGAUGCCACUUGAUAACAAAUACCUGAUGGACACUUCAGAAGUAUAUGCUGAGAGACCAAUGCACACUACACUAACAGGAAGCAGAAUCUUUUCCUUUUGUGCCUCCAUCGCUGUCUGCAUUUUAUUAUUUUAUGUUUUAACUUCAUGAUAUCAGAAUUAUUUUUUUUUUGUCAAACUGGUAAAAAUAAAGAUUAUCCUAAAGUCUACACUAUGGUUUCCUUGUUCUCCCUACAACAGGCUUCCAUUAAAUGGUUUGUGGUAAAUGCUUCUAGAUGACAUAUUAGAAUGUUUUUUUUUUUUUGUUUUUUUUUAACCCUUCUUGGUUUGUCUUUGGUUCCCGUGUUUCAUUCUUCGCACACAAGUAUAAUGGGAAUAUACUACAGCGAUGCAAACACAGUCUGUAUCUAUUUAUUAAUGGUGAUCAGCUAAAUUAUUUUAAUUAUUUAAAACUGACUUACUGGGCAAUGGUGACAGAUGUUACCAAUAAGAAGUUCAGGACAUAAUUCACAUUAACAUCAGGACAGAUGAAUUGCCAUUUCUAUCAGUCUUUCUGCAUGCUGUAAAUGUAUUUUGUGUUUAAAAUAAAAAAAAAAGAAAAACCCGAAAUCAAG
Molecule: messenger RNA, 7373 nt
Organism: Hyla sarda
Lineage: Eukaryota; Metazoa; Chordata; Amphibia; Anura; Hylidae
Gene: KIF5B
Product: kinesin family member 5B
Exons: 27
Coding region: 1-3456 (1151 amino acids)
Biological process (GO): microtubule-based movement
Molecular function (GO): microtubule motor activity; ATP binding; microtubule binding
Source: RefSeq, a predicted model, not a curated record